Molecule: messenger RNA, 2196 nt
Organism: Raphanus sativus (radish)
Lineage: Eukaryota; Viridiplantae; Streptophyta; Magnoliopsida; Brassicales; Brassicaceae
Product: beta-1,4-xylosyltransferase IRX14
Exons: 3
Coding region: 163-1734 (523 amino acids)
Biological process (GO): plant-type secondary cell wall biogenesis; glucuronoxylan biosynthetic process
Cellular component (GO): Golgi membrane
Molecular function (GO): galactosylgalactosylxylosylprotein 3-beta-glucuronosyltransferase activity; xylosyltransferase activity
Source: RefSeq, a predicted model, not a curated record
CGAUGGCGUUGCAUCGAAGCGUAAUGAGAGAUGGUGGGGGAGCAAAGAAAGCGAUAAUCGAACUGAUUCUCAAAGUCGUGACCUUCAAGUAAUCUUAACUAGAUCUUUUCAUAAGAAGAAGCUAAAGCUAAAGUCGAAGUAGAAAGAAGGAAGUCAACGACGAUGAAGCUCUCCGCUCUGCAUCAGAGCUACUUAAACCGCCGCAACAACAACAGCUUCAGAUCUCCGUUAGAUUCCUCCGUAGACGCCUCCGGGAAGUCACUCCUCGCCGUCUUCUGGCUCAUCCUCCACUGCCUCUGCUGCUUGAUUAGCUUACUCCUCGGCUUCAGAUUCUCCAGAUUAGUCUUCUUCUUCCUCAUCUCCACUCCCUCCAAUAACAACCUCUUCUCCUCUCCUCCCUUCCGCCCCGACUUGCCACCGCCACGAUCUAACUCCACGGCGACUGCGACGGAGGUGAAGAGCUCGAGCUCGCGCGUGGUGGUGGGGAGACACGGGAUCUUAAUCAGGCCAUGGCCGCAUCCGGAUCCGGUGGAGGUGAUGAAGGCGCAUCGGAUCAUCGAGAGGGUGCAGAAGGAGCAGAAGGCUGUGUUCGGAAGUAGCAGCGGCGCGAAGAGGACGGUGAUCGCCGUGACGCCGACUUACGUCAGGACUUUCCAGAAGCUGCAUCUGACGGGGGUGAUGCAUUCGCUGAUGCUUGUGCCAUACGACGUCGUUUGGAUCGUUGUGGAAGCUGGUGGUGUGAGUAACGAGACGGCUUCGAUUAUCGCCAAGUCAGGUGUGAGGACGAUUCACGUGGGGUUUGAUCAGAGGAUGCCUAAUACUUGGGAUGAUCGUGCUAAACUUGAGGUCUUGAUGCGACUUCAAGCUUUGAGAGUUGUGAAGGAGGAGAAGCUUGAUGGGGUAGUGAUGUUUGCGGAUGAUAGUAACAUGCAUAGUAUGGAGUUUUUCGAUGAGAUUCAGAAUGUUAAGUGGUUUGGUGCUCUUUCCGUUGGGAUCUUAGCGCAUUCCGGUAAUGCUGAAGAGAUGGUUAUGAUGUCGAUGGAUAAGAGAAGAAAGGUGGAGGAGGCGGAGGGAGAGGAAGAGAGGUCUUCUUCGUUGCCAGUUCAAGGUCCCGCGUGUAACGCGACGACGGAUAAGUUGAUUGGUUGGCAUGUUUUCAACACGUUGCCUUACGCGGGGAAGAGUGCGGUUUACAUAGACGAUGUGGCUGCGGUUUUGCCGCAGAAGCUGGAGUGGUGUGGGUUUGUGUUGAACUCGAGGAUGCUUUGGGAUGACGCUGAGAGUAAGCCGGAGUGGGUUAAGGAGUUUGGUUUGUUGAAUGAGAACGAUGGUGUGGAGAGUCCUUUGUCUCUGUUGAACGAUCCUUCCAUGGUGGAGCCUCUUGGAAGCUGUGGGAGACAGGUUCUCCUCUGGUGGCUUCGCGUUGAAGCACGCGCUGAUAGCAAGUUCCCUCCCGGAUGGAUAAUCGAUCCUCCGUUAGAAAUCACAGUGGCGGCUAAACGAACUCCAUGGCCAGAUGUUCCUCCCGAGCCACCUACUAAAAAGAAAGAUCAAAUGCCAUUAUCACAAGGCGACAAUGUGGUGGUGAUACCAAAGCAGCAGCAGCAACAACAACGUUCUAGCAAAGUCCGGAAACCGAAACGCAGAAGCAAGAGAAAUAAACACGAAGCUAAACCAACCGAUACGACAACACAAGUUUCUUCUUCCACUAAACAUCAUCAAGAAAGAAACUGAGGAAGAAUAGAGAUGAUUGACAAGAAGAAGAUCCUUUCUACUAUUUUAUUAUCAUUCAUUUGUUUGCCAAAGUGUUUUUUUUUUUAGAGAAACGUCAGAAGAGAUCAUCUUAUUCUCCUCCAGAUACCGCAAAUAUUAAGAAUCAACGGAGAAGAAGCAAGAAGCGGGAAUUAUCAGAUUUAUGAUGAUGGAGCUCCCACAACAAAAGGGUAUACGGGUUUUUCGGGGAAUGAAUGAUGAUCAUUCGUUUAUUUUCAUUAUCUUUUCUUUUCGGGUCUUAUAAGAACUUAUCUGUAUUUUAGUAACAAAGGAUUGCUUGUUUCAAUGUUCUUGAAGUGACAACAAAAGGCUUUAAGAAACAAAAAAAACUUUGGGUUGUAUAGUUUUUUAAUUUGUAAGCAUAUCUCUCGAUCCAUUUCUGUUUUAUCACUCCCAUUAAUUCGAAGCCUCUGAUUUAUCUUA